Messenger RNA from Clunio marinus, 186 nucleotides. NCBI's taxonomy places the organism in Eukaryota, Metazoa, Arthropoda, Insecta, Diptera, Chironomidae. The record is from the annotation of a GenBank genome assembly.
AUGCAUAAACUUAAAGCCAGAAGUCUUUCUACUGUUCGAUUUGUAUCAAUUACAUUUGAAAAUUGUAAGCUUCAAGUUGCUGAUCAUUUAGAUCUUAACUUCUUAAGUUGCAAAUUGAUACUUUCAAAUAUCAAAACGUCACGAUGUUGUAGUGGAAUGGAAAUGUUGAUUGCGACAUUCAGAUAA